Naumovozyma castellii is the source of this 1269-nucleotide messenger RNA. RefSeq lists its product as uncharacterized. The record is from RefSeq and is a predicted model, not a curated record. NCBI's taxonomy places the organism in Eukaryota, Fungi, Ascomycota, Saccharomycetes, Saccharomycetales, Saccharomycetaceae. The coding region runs from base 1 to 1269 and encodes 422 amino acids. The transcript has a single exon.
AUGUCACAAACAACUCUUCCAUCUGAAGUAGAAAAGCAUACGUACUUAGAAACUGCCGGGUCAACUGUCCUUGAACCAAAAACCUUCAGGAGUAUGCGGUAUUUUCAGGUAGUUGGAGUUGUCUUUUUAGCGUUUCGUGUUACUAAUGCAGCCUGGGACAAAAUAUGCACAGAAGAUUACCAAGGCCAGUCUGAGAGUUACAGCGAGAUGUACGAACAAAUGACAGGAAAACCUGCACCUGAAGUUUUAAAUCAAUAUGGGAAUUUACCAUACACUGGCUUCAAAUUCCAGAAAUAUUACGAAAUUUCAUUGAUACCCCUGGUUUUUGAGAAUCAUCUGAAGAUGACUUUUUGUGAGAAGGGUAAGAUCAAAUGGGAACAUGUCAUACCAAUUGGUGAUGAUAUCAAUUGGACUACGCCACUUUGUACCAUGCAAUCAGAUUCAGUUCAUUGUUUUAAGCUAGCUAGGAGGAAAAAGUAUAUUUUUAGGGAAUUUUCCUUAUUCUUCCCAGGUUCUUGGGUUGGUGGGAUAUUUUAUUGUGAUCUCGCUGAUCGUCAUAAGAACGAAACAUUAAAGUUCCUCACCAAAAAUCAAAAUGAUUCGACUUAUAAAAAUUUCUUAAACAAGGAAUUAUGCCUUAUAAAUAACUCCAUACCUUUAAUGCCACUCUAUGCCGACGAUUAUGGAAGUAAUUGGUUAGAGGUGAAGAGGGGGAAAAGGUUUAGGAACGUCAGAUUUCAAAAAUUUGUUCCUUAUUUAAAUACCCCCAACAUUCCCGCCAAAGUUAUGGAAAAUUUUGAAAGCAAAAUUAAGAAUGGUACGUUACUGCAUAAUUGGAAGAGACCAAUUAAUGAAAUAAUGCUUGAAUAUUGGAAAAAUUAUAGUAAAAAGGAGACAACCCCAUGGUUUAGCGAAAUUAAUGUAGAAGAGGCGUAUCAAUUUACAGGGCAAGACUACUCGAAAUUAAGAAGAUUGAUGGAUAAGGCAAUCAAUCGAUUCAGUAAAAUUACGUUGAUACCGCACAGAGCACUAAAACGUCUCUUUUCUGAGCUGCGGAAUUCCAAGAAUGGAGAGUUAAAAAUCAGUAAGCCAAAAAUCAGAAGAAGACUUAUUUCUAGAUUGAGCAAUCAUUUCUGGAAACAUUUAUCACGAUUUGAUAAGAGAACUGUGAUAAUCAAUGAACAUCGAGCAAAAUUCAAAGAUGUUGAAGAGGAAUGGAAUAACUUAAAUAUUACAAUGGAAAGAUUUAAUUAUGAUAAAAUGAAUUAA